Molecule: messenger RNA, 2025 nt
Organism: Aspergillus glaucus CBS 516.65
Lineage: Eukaryota; Fungi; Ascomycota; Eurotiomycetes; Eurotiales; Aspergillaceae
Exons: 4
Coding region: 76-1686 (536 amino acids)
Source: RefSeq, a predicted model, not a curated record
UCCUCCUCUCUUCUCCCCAGCUUGCUCUCAACGCCCUUCUCCCUACCGUUGCGUGUCACUUUUGAUUCAAGCAAGAUGCCCAAGAAAGGUGGAAAGAACAAAGCCAAGUCCAAAGCCAAGGCCGCGGCGGCGGCUGCCCCCAAGAACGUCGCCACUGAUGUCAAGGAGACUUUAACCCCCGGUCACCAGGUCGAAGAGAAUGUCGCAAAGGCUGAAGGCGAAGUUGAGAAGACAACCCAGGCCAAGGACGCGCCUGCUUCCGCGACGGCUGACUCGACCGCCAUCGUUGCUCCCGAUACCACUUCGAAAAUUCCUACGGCCGCGCCUGAGUCCGCGGAGGUUGAACCGGUGAAGGAGGCUGAGAAGACCGUGUCGGAACCCGCGCCGGAACCUGCGCCGGAGCCUAUUGCAGAGCCCGAGCCAGAGGUUGCAGAGGUGGUCAAGAAAGACAGUGUGCAGGAGGCUGUGGACAAGGUGCAGGCUUCCAAGGAGGGUCACAUUGGAAUUCUCGAUGGAGGGGACCAGGAGGGUGCAGUCAUCCUUCCUGAAGCGACUGCCAAGGAGUCGACAUUGAUUUCCGCCCCUGAUGAGAUCGUUACCAAACCCACCGAGACAGUAGAGACACCAUCUGCCCCGGCGGUCGAGGAGACGACAGCUCCAGUUACAACGCUUCCUGAACGCCCUAGAGAAACCACACAGCCACCCGCUGACAACGUCGAGGCUAUCCACGCCAAGCGCCCCUACGAGACCCCUCUGUUCUUCAAGGAGGAGCAGAAGCCUCCCAAGAUGCCCAAGGUGGAGGGUGAACCGGCUGAGGCUGAGCCUGCUGGCCAGGUCGUUUCUGGCCUCAAUUCGGAUGAGACCAAGGACUUGCACAAGGAGUCCAAGGAUAUUGCUACAGGUGGCAAGGAAGUGGCCGAUGUAAACGCUACCAAGGAGGCUCCAGCUGCGGCCGCGGCCCCCGCUGUCGUUGCCCCUGCUGCUGCACCGGUCGAUGCUGAACCCGCUGCUGCGGCUGCUACAGAGACCAAGGCUGCUGAAGCCCCAGUGACGGAAGCAGUUCCCGCUCAGCCUGAAAAGGUGGCGGAACCAGAGAUUGCUGCUGCGCCGGUCGAUUCUGAGCCCGCUGCUGCGGCUGCAGCAGAGACCAAGGCUGCUGAAGCCCCAGUGACGGAAGCAGUUCCCGCCCAGCCUGAAAAGGUGGCGGAACCAGAGAUUGCUGCUCCUGUCGCUGCCGCUCCGGCUGUCGAGCCUGCCGCGGCCCCUGCUGCUACGACCGCUCCUGAGGUUGCCAAGGAGAAGGCCGUUGAGGCGCCUAAGGAGGCUCCCAAGGAGGCUGUCCCGGAAACCAAGCCGGAGACUAAGCCCGAGCCUAAGCCCGAAGCUCAACCUGAACCUACUAAGCCUGAAGCCGCCGCCGGUGCCGCCGCACCCGGAAUAGCAGCACCCGCCGAUAAGGCCGCCACAGCCGACCAAGAGGCUGCCCAAUCACCCGAACCCGUCAUCAAAAAGCCCGAACAGGCCAAGAUGGCCGCCGGCAAGGCAGAGCAAUCCGCACGCGACAACCUCGCCAAGGUCGAACAAGGAGGCAAGGACAAGGCCGAACAGGUGAAGGCCGAGAAAGCCGAAAAGCGCAAGAGCGGGUUCUUCGGCUGGUUGAAGAAGAAGGUCAAGGGUGAUAAAUAAGCCAAUCCCCUUUGAUCUUCGAUUUCCUUUGUUAUUUCCUUUGUGAUUUGCUAUUUGCUUUUUGCGCUUUUAUUUUGACACUCACUGCCCGGGGUUAUGAUACCAAGGUUAUAAUCAUGGCAAAAUAUUGAUUUUGAUUUACCUAAUUCGACGAAGACUUACAAGAAAGACAGAAAGACACAGAAAAACACUGCGACACGAGCAUGGAAUUGACUGACAUGAUGUAUGAUAUGGCUGGAUGGAAUGGAAUAUAUAUGUACCUAUACGAGCUGGUGUGCGUUGCACAACUAGGUUCUAGUGCUAUUGUUUAAUUGCUCAGUGUCACUAUUAUUUUGGGAA